Molecule: messenger RNA, 915 nt
Organism: Sinocyclocheilus anshuiensis
Lineage: Eukaryota; Metazoa; Chordata; Actinopteri; Cypriniformes; Cyprinidae
Product: carboxymethylenebutenolidase homolog
Exons: 6
Coding region: 86-820 (244 amino acids)
Molecular function (GO): hydrolase activity
Source: RefSeq, a predicted model, not a curated record
GACAAACAUUGAAAUCUGCAGUCUGUGUCAGAUUUCAGCCUUUUCGUUUUCUCACAGCGAAAUAAAUCCGAGCUUCAGCGGUGCGAUGGCAAAUGAAGCAAAGCCCUGUCCAUGUGAUAUCGGGGACAAGAUUGAAUAUGGAGGUCUUGGAGAGGAAGUUCAAAUCGAGCACAUUAAAGCUUAUGUGGUGAAGCCUCCAGCAUCAGAGAAGGCCAUUAUUGUAAUUCAAGACAUUUAUGGAUGGCAGCUACCAAACACCAGACACAUGGCUGACAUGCUCUCAGCCAAUGGAUACAUUGCUAUAUGUCCAGAUUUCUUUGUUGGAAAAGAGCCAUGGAGCCCAUCUCACGACUGGUCAACAUUUCAGCAGUGGCUUGAGGACAAAAAGCCUACAGACAUCAAAAAGGAAGUGGAUGUUGUAUUGAAGUAUCUGAAGGAACAGUGCGGUGCGAAGCAUAUAGGUGUUGUGGGCUUCUGCUGGGGUGGUGUUGCGACACACUACAUUGGUCUUCAGUAUCAGGAAAUCAAAGCUGCUGUCUCGGUCUAUGGUAUCGUUAGAGAGCGGGAAGACAGGUUUGAUCUCAAGAGCCCAACCCUCUUUAUCUUUGCGGAAAACGAUGCAGUCAUUCCACUUGAUCAGGUGACUACACUAGAGACAAGACUGGAGGAAAAGUGCACUGCUGACUUCCAAGUGAAAAUCUUCCCAAAGCAGACACAUGGGUUUGUCCAUCGCAAGAGACAAGACAUUAAUCCAGAUAAUAAACCUUAUAUAGAGGAGGCCAGGACAGAUAUGAUCAACUGGUUGAAUAAGUACAUGUAAACUGCAAUGGGUUAAAAUAACUGAUGUGAAGGUUAAAUAUUCUCUAAUGGCAAAGUCUGAUGAUAAAAAUCAAUCAUUGUGCACCAGCAUUAACU